Molecule: messenger RNA, 1330 nt
Organism: Syzygium oleosum
Lineage: Eukaryota; Viridiplantae; Streptophyta; Magnoliopsida; Myrtales; Myrtaceae
Product: isoliquiritigenin 2'-O-methyltransferase-like
Exons: 4
Coding region: 116-1207 (363 amino acids)
Biological process (GO): methylation
Molecular function (GO): S-adenosylmethionine-dependent methyltransferase activity; protein dimerization activity; O-methyltransferase activity
Source: RefSeq, a predicted model, not a curated record
UGUAUGCGAUCCCACCAAAGUUCGUGAAUCACUUCCUUCGUCGAUUCAUAUAUCCUCAAGGAAUCAACCGAGCACCCAUCCAAACGUUGUCCAACACAAGCAUAGAAAGCGAAAGAUGAGUUCCACGGAAAACCUAGUAAGACCCUGCCAUGAAGAAGAAGACCCAUGUCUCAAAGCCCUCUUGUACUCUAGCUUCCAAGUCUUCCCAAGGAUCCUGCACGCCGCCGUCGAGCUCGACCUCUUUGGGAUCAUAGCCCGGGCGGGCCCCGGGGCCUACAUGUCGCCCGCCGAGGUGGCCGCCCACCUCCCGGCCCGGACCCCCGAGUCGCCCGAGAUCCUCGACCGGGUCCUCCGUUGCCUCUCGAGCCACUCGCUCCUCACGUACAAAUCCGAGACGUUCGACGACGGGAGGACCGUGGAGAGGCGGUACGCGAUAUCGCCGGUCGGGAAGUACUACGUCAAGGACGAGGAUGGCGGCUCUGUCGGCUCGCUCUCUCUCUUCGCCUUCCACCAAGCCACCAUUGACGUCUGGCUCCAAGUCAAGGAAGCAAUUGUGGGAGGAGGAGGCAACUUGUUCCAAAAGGUCCAUGGCAAGACCAUAUUCCAGUACAUGAAGGAGGACUCAUCCCUGAACAAGUACUUCAACGACGCAAUGGCCGGUCUCUCCGCGACGCAGAUGAAGAAGAUCCUCGAGGUCUACCACGGGUUCGACAAGAUCACGACCCUGGUUGACGUCGGCGGUGGAAAAGGGGCGACCCUGAACAUGAUCGUCUCGAAGUACCCCUCGAUCAAGGGCAUCAACUUCGAUUUGCCCCAAGUCAUCGAACACGCUCCUUCUUAUCCCGGCGUGGAGCACGUCGGAGGGGAUAUGUUCGUGAGUGUCCCGGAGGGCGAUGCAAUCAUGAUUAAGGCAAGAUGCCACAAUUGGAGCGACGAGUCAUGCGUAAAGUUCCUGAAGAACUGUUACGAGGCGUUGCCGGCGAACGGAAAGGUGAUUGUGAUGGACCUCAUCAUGCCGGAGGAGCCGGAGGAGACGAUGGCGUCUCGAUACGUGUCGCUGCUCGACAACGCCAUGUUGAUCCAGCCGGGAGGGAAGGAGAGAACCGAGAAGCAGUUCGAGUACCUGUGCAACGGAGCUGGAUUCACGGGCUUUAAGGUCGCUGCCCGAGCUGUGUCUGUAUUGGGAGUGAUGGAGUUCGCCAAGUGAUUGAAUGACGCUUCUGAUAUGAUGCUCUUUCUUUCGCUCUUUUUUAAGUUCCGUUUGUUUUGCAAAAAUUGAAUAAUUUAAAAAAUAUUUUAUAAAAAUGAUUGCUUGUAUUGCGUAUAAAAA